Molecule: messenger RNA, 3984 nt
Organism: Nomia melanderi (Alkali bee)
Lineage: Eukaryota; Metazoa; Arthropoda; Insecta; Hymenoptera; Halictidae
Gene: Lmx1a
Product: LIM homeobox transcription factor 1 alpha
Biological process (GO): regulation of transcription by RNA polymerase II; neuron differentiation
Cellular component (GO): nucleus
Molecular function (GO): RNA polymerase II transcription regulatory region sequence-specific DNA binding; DNA-binding transcription factor activity, RNA polymerase II-specific
Source: RefSeq, a predicted model, not a curated record
GGGUACUGGAAAGAGACUUUUUUUAAAGUGAGUGGGAAGUGUGGUAGGGUCCGGGGAACCGUGGGUUCCAGGAUACUGGGAACCAUGUUGGAAUUCUACUCACCGCUACCGGGUACCCUGAACCGGCAGGUCGAGACCGGGCCGCCGACGAUGGGCUCCGCGGCGCCGCCGAUGCCCUUUAGACCUGCGAAUGAUAAUAAUAAUGGAGAGCCCUCGGUCUCCGUGAAAACGGAGUCCGGCCUGCUGGAGUCGAUCUGCGCCGGCUGCGACCGCACGAUAUCCGACAAGUACGUGAUGCAGGUCGCCGGCAGGAACUACCACGAGGAAUGUCUCUCCUGCGCCGCGUGCGCCGCGCCUCUGAUAAAUUCCUGCUUCAUCCGCGAGCUGAAGUUCUACUGCAAGUCCGACUACGAGAGGAUCUUCAGCGUGAAGUGCGCCAGGUGCAUGGAGAAGAUCAGCUGCUCGGACUUCGUCCUCAGGGCGCCGGGACUGGUCUUCCACGUAGAGUGCUUCGCGUGUUGCGUGUGCGGCCAGCCGCUGCCGCCCGGCGCGCAGUACUUCCUCAGGCAAGGGCAGCCGAUCUGCAAGCGAGACUUCGAACACGAGCUCUACCUGAACAGUCCGCAAGAUUAUGACUUGCUCGACGAGAACCGGCCACGCGACGGUCGUCGGGGUCCGAAGCGACCUCGGACCAUCCUCACGUCCGCCCAGAGGCGUCAGUUCAAGGCCUCGUUCGAAGUGUCGCCGAAACCGUGCCGGAAGGUGCGCGAGGCGCUGGCGAAGGACACCGGUCUCAGCGUCCGCGUGGUGCAGGUCUGGUUCCAGAACCAGAGGGCCAAGAUGAAGAAGCUUCAGAGGAAAGCGAAGACCGAGCCCGGAUCGGACAAGGAGCCGAAGGAGGAACGACGACCGGAGAGUCCCCACAGCGAUCACAGUCAUUAUUUGAACGCCAUGAACAUGCGCGACGGGGAAUCCUCUAGCUUCUCCUCGGCCACGCAACCGCUCAACCCCAAUAACCCGUACUCGCCCGACGACACGUAUCCGGGACACUCGGGCGAGAGUUUCUGCAGCAGCGACUUGUCGCUGGACGGUACGGAAGCCGGCUUCGACAUAGGCGAGAACGAGGGCGGCGGCGGUCAAGAUGGAGGCCACCAAGGCGGCGGCUCCCACUCCCAUCACGGGCCAACGUCCCACGAGGCGCCGUCCCUGUCGCAGAGUUUGCACGCGGCGAUUCACAACCCCAUCGACAAACUGUUCAUGAUGCAGAGUAGUUACUUCAGUGGUGACCACGCGUAAUCCGAGACCCUAUUGCCUCCCCGUUCCUCCCUUUUCCUUCUUUGCCGUCGCGAUCAUCCGUUCUCCAAUCGCUGACGACGUAGCUGGUCCCUGCGUCGAACAGCGUCCCCAUUUUCCUCGCAGAAGCUUGGAGGACACGUUUCGUUCUUCACCCUCCCCUUGCGUUUUCUUUUCAGUUUCCGAUACGAUUCGUUGAACUGUACAUUUUAAAGCGAAUUUAACUUCCCGACGAGAGAAUUGGAUGCCGGAGGAAGUUCGUGGUUCUUAACUCUUGCCCUAGAAUGAGACUCGUGAAGAUUUUCAACGUGAUUCGACGAAUAUGUAUAUUACUCUGUUUUAUUACUCACUGAAAUCGAAACAACGGAUUUACUGGCUCGAUAACAGGUUUUAUCGGUUACAGAUACACAGGGUGUACGAUUUCGUUCUAUCACAAGUUUAUUUGCAAACUGUUUAUCGUAUCGAAAAGUAUUCGAGACGAAAGUUAUUUUAAUAAAGUAACUUCCGUUUGGAACACCUUGUACGUAAACGACUUGCAAGUAGAUUUAAGUGACAGGUAAACGAGAUUGAAAUGAUUCAAUAUAUAUAUAUUAGUUCAUUCGAAUUCAAAGUAAAUAUUCCUCUGUAAUCAAGUGUUAUUUUUCAAGUGUGAAUUUUUCUCUUUCCAAUAAAUUAUUGACAAAGUAGCCGUAUCGAUCAGAGUUGAGAAAGUCAUAGGCCAAAGUUAAAUCGAAGUUUACAUAGAGAACGGUUCUCUAAGGUUGCUUUUUUUGGUAAUCACAUGGACAUGCUGCUGAUAUUAAUUUCAUUUAUUAAACUAGUGAAUUAACUCGUGUAACAUUUUACUACCAUCGAAGAAAUGUAACGAAAAGUCCAUUCGAGUUUAAGAAAUUUCAAUUGAUACUGAUAGCAAGUCUAUUCUUUUGAUGGGCAAUGGAGAUGAUUUUCGUUAAGUUAAUCUAGAAUUCAUCACGAGUCUCAUCACUGUAUGGAAAGGGGUUAAUUGGAAUCGGUAACGAGAGAAUUGCACGAACUUCUUCCGGGAACUGGUAUAUUUGCGUUCGAGACGGAUAGCAUUCGAUUUGGAAUAUUUUCUAGGAUAGGGUAACCGCCUGCGUUAAUUCAUGGAAUAUUGUUAAGUUGAUAGAGCGAUGGGUGUGUCGUAGAGUAAGCCUACAGUAGGAUGUGUACAGAAAGUUUUCGGAUCCAUCUUUUGUCUGAUCGAACCUGCCAUUGUUUCUUUGACAUUUCCUUCGUUUAACAUCGUGUUAACCCUUCGCACUCGGCAAGCGUCUUUCUUUCGAAAUUAUCAAAUUUUCAAUUUAACCCUUUGCACUCCGAACAAUUUUUAAUAUAACCUUUCAGCUCCGAAUCAGUUUUAAUAUGAAAUAUCAGCUACGUUUGACUAAAAAUCAAGUUAUAAACUUAUCUUACAAUGUCAACGUGCAAAGGGUUAAUAUUGAACUGCAUAUAAUAGAUCAACACAUGGAACAUCCAGAUGCAAUUAUUAUCCCUUAAUUUAUGUACAAUUCUUGCAUUAAUUUCGAAGGAUAUCGUUAAUAUUUCAUUAGAGUAAUGAAUGUUUAUAGUGAAAGAUAUUGUCGAGUGCAGAGGGUUAGUAUUAGACUGAGCGUUCGUGGAUCAAUAAGCAAGAACUCAACUUUUAAGGAUUUCGGAGGACGAUCCUAAGAUCGCUGUCUAAUCGUGAAUAUUAUUUAUCUUUUAUUUAUCAACAGUCGUCCUUCUGUUUCCCUGUUCCGUUCGUAACUGAAAAUUCGUUAUCGUCGUGAGAUUCUCGUUCGCAGUUAUUAUAUGUUCGUUUAAGGACGGUUUUAACGUACCAAAGAUGGCGUGACAUAGCGGAAAGGAGUGUCGCGUGUCGAUUCAAUAUUCAGCGAUGUAUCCCUGAGAAGAAAACGAAAACGUAUGUUUAAACACCGACGAACACUCGUACCUUAUUUCUGUCCCGAACGAUGGCCGUUGACAGAGGACUCGAUCGCAGAUCGGAACCAUCUUUGUUGAAACGACCUCCGUUGACCCUCUCUGAACGAAGAGAUCGAAUCGUGAGAUCAUUACAAAAGAGUUCGUUUUAUCCAGGCUCGAAUGAUUCGAAAGUACAAAACUAUCUUACUUUGUACAAAAUUUCACUCUUACUUUAUAUAAAUGUGCAAUGCUCUUAAAAUUAUAACGAACAUUUGAUUUGCUUUCCAUGGAAUUCAAAUUGAACCUUUUGCAAGGAUCCAGUUGUAUGGUUGUUCGGUGAACACGAAGUAAUUGAUAGAAAGGAAUUUUACCAAGGGAGUGGAUCAAUGUAAAUGAAAGUCUUCAAAGAAAAAUGAAAGAUUCAGGAAGGGUCGACGUGUCGUUGCGCUGCGAUCCGAUUUACAGAGAAACAAUAGCCCAGCUAUGUCCGACGAUGCGAUUACUAGGAAUUACGAAUUAGUGAGAAUUACAAUACAUUAUAUAAAAAAGAAUGCGUCGCAGAGUAUUCAAUUUACCCUAUUAUCAUUCAAUCUUCGCCGGUCUCGUCCUUGACUCUUCAAACCUCGUUCAGGCACGAUGUUCAAUUGAACUGGAAUGAUCGACUACAACGAAAUGAACGUUCGACGAAAAUUCAUUUAAAAACCGACGCUUCAGUACCUGUUAAUCGAGUCGUUUGCUGAACAAUCUACGUCCGAAUUUGAGUUUGAU